Symphalangus syndactylus (siamang) is the source of this 3011-nucleotide messenger RNA. It is a transcript of the gene CYSLTR1, whose product is annotated as cysteinyl leukotriene receptor 1. The record is from RefSeq and is a predicted model, not a curated record. Gene Ontology annotation, biological process: G protein-coupled receptor signaling pathway. Gene Ontology annotation, cellular component: plasma membrane. NCBI's taxonomy places the organism in Eukaryota, Metazoa, Chordata, Mammalia, Primates, Hylobatidae. Gene Ontology annotation, molecular function: leukotriene receptor activity.
GAACACUCCUCCCUGCUUCUCAUCUUAAAGCAGCUGAAUAAUUUCCUGAGAAUUCUAUUCCUGAAGCUAGGAAGAAAAGUUUAUUUAUACAUACACGCAACCUGCAAGUCUCCAGUUUCUAUUCUUCCUUCCUCUCUGACCCUUCCCCUCCCCCACUUUGCACCAGAGAAGUCAGACUCCGGGAGUGCUUUAACAGUUUGAAGGCUAAUCUGAAAGAGGAAGAAGAAUCUGUAUAUCUGUAUAUAUUGGCUAGCAAAUGUGCCCUGCUCUCUCCCCUCUUAAAAAUAGCAGCAACCCAUCUUUGCAAAGAAGCUUGCCUAUAGAGCAGGCACUCUGUGAAUGGACUGUGCUUUUACGACCCUGCAGAGUAUCAAGAUACUGUGCAGCUCACCAACAAGGAUUAGUUGCAAGGACUGGUAGAUCAAAUUUACUGAAGACUUGGAGCUUGCUUCUGAGAACAAACGCAAAAGGACAGUAAACUGUGGACCUUGAAGUUAGCAGCGUGGGCUUCCUCUGAUAUUACACCGUAAAAGGUAUUGAUCACCAUAAGAAGGAAUAUUUGUGAAGGUACUCCAGUGCCAGAAAGAGGUCUUGAAGAUUUAGAGGAAGUCCAUCAGAAAAACAUGGGUGGGAAAGGACAAAAAAAGUUUUCUGGAUGCCUGUAGGAUACAGACUCUUCUCCAGAGGACAAGGCACAAAGCAGACAUUCAUAGAGAAAUAUGGAUGAAACAGGAAAUCUGACAGUAUCUUCUGCCACAUGCCAUGACACUAUUGAUGACUUCCGCAAUCAAGUGUAUUCCACCUUGUACUCUAUGAUCUCUGUUGUAGGCUUCUUUGGCAAUGGCUUCGUGCUCUAUGUCCUCAUAAAAACCUAUCAUGAGAAAUCAGCCUUCCAAGUAUACAUGAUUAAUUUAGCAGUAGCAGAUCUACUUUGUGUGUGCACACUGCCUCUCCGUGUGGUCUAUUAUGUUCACAAAGGCAUUUGGCUCUUUGGUGACUUCUUGUGCCGCCUCAGCACCUAUGCUUUGUAUGUCAACCUCUAUUGUAGCAUCUUCUUUAUGACAGCCAUGAGCUUUUUCCGGUGCAUUGCAAUUGUUUUUCCAGUCCAGAACAUUAAUUUGGUUACACAGAAAAAAGCCAGAUUUGUGUGUGUAGGUAUUUGGAUUUUUGUGAUUUUGACCAGUUCUCCAUUUCUAAUGGCCAAACCACAAAAAGAUGAGAAAAAUAAUACCAAGUGCUUUGAGCCCCCACAAGACAAUCAAACUAAAAAUCAUGUUUUGGUCUUGCAUUAUGUGUCAUUGUUUGUUGGCUUUAUCAUCCCUUUUGUUAUUAUAAUUGUCUGUUACACAAUGAUCAUUUUGACCUUACUAAAAAAAUCAAUGAAAAAAAAUCUGUCAAGUCAUAAAAAGGCUAUAGGAAUGAUCAUGGUCGUGACCACUGCCUUUUUAGUCAGUUUCAUGCCAUAUCAUAUUCAACGUACCAUUCACCUUCAUUUUUUACACAAUGAAACUAAACCCUGUGAUUCUGUCCUUAGAAUGCAGAAGUCCGUGGUCAUAACCUUGUCUCUGGCUGCAUCAAAUUGUUGCUUUGACCCUCUCCUAUAUUUCUUUUCUGGGGGUAACUUUAGGAAAAGGCUGUCUACAUUUAGAAAGCAUUCUUUGUCCAGCAUGACUUAUGUAUCCAGAAAGAAGGCCUCUUUGCCAGAAAAAGGAGAAGAAAUAUGUAAAGUAUAGUUUAAAUCCAUUUCCAGUCCAAACCAAUGAAAAUAGUUUCCCAAAUAAGUAUUUUGUCAAAUCAUUUACAAAAAAAUAAAAUUUCUAAUUAAUAUUUUACAAAUAUUUAACUAUUUGGGCCUACAAAUCUAUCUCAUUUAUGCAUCCACAUGAUUAGAUAUUUAUAGAUAUUUUAAGUGCUAAAAAUUCGGUCCAUAACUAUGAACUGAAUUACAAAUAAUUUUGACCAUUCACCAGAAUUUGGAGAAUAUUUGUAUCUUUGCACUAUAAAAUAUGUCUUAUAUUAAAGUUUUCCUCUUCAAAUAAAAGCUUUACAAAGGAUAAAAUAUAUAAAAUUAGUCAAUAUAAAAUAUAUGUAAGCUAAAAGUUAUAAAAUAUAAAAAUAGAUAUAAAAUUGGCAAAUAGUUCUGAAUCAUUCUAACAUAUUCCUUUGCAUGCAUGCCAUCAGAUGAGAACUGGCAAUGACUCAGGAGCUACAUAAAACGUACUGUCACCCUUCUUUGUAGUACUGAUUCGCUAGGCAAAUUAGGGCCAUUUCAUCCAAAAGAGAAUGUAAAAGUGCUAGAACAGACUACUAUUCAGCUAAAGGGUCCUAAAAGCACCAUACAAUGUUCAAUAUGGAAACAGGAGAAAUCUGGUCAAAAGCCAGUUUGUCUCCAAUUUUCUUCUGCCUUUGCCUCAGGCUCCCAAAACUGAAUAGUGGAGUUUUAGCUGCUCAGUGAGGUUCCUGUAGAGAUUUCUCUCCAUCCAUGACAUAUAAUUCUUCCUUAAGAAGUCAGACAACUGGCACUCCUAUAUAUAAACAGAAGUAAUUAAAAAUUUAUCUGAAGAAGAGAAAAGGAAAAGGAAUCUACUUUUCUAUUUGCCAGUUGCUGGGAUCAAAAUAAACUACAAAGGAUUUAUGAAGAAAAUUGUGAAUGUUCAUGUUACAAAUUCUUUUAAGAAAUGCAUACAUUUAUGUAUAUGUAUACAACUAUUAUACAACUAUAUGUAAGAGAUUUUGCUGUAUGAUAUGCAUUAUGGGUGAAAGUUCACUGUAAGUUUUAUUAUUAUUACUUUUUAUUGAUAUGUUGACAGGAAUAUCAUGGAUAUGUUUACAGUGAUUUUUAUAUUACAGUGGACGCUUUGAUCUUAAAACAGCCACAACAACUCAUCUAUGGCUGAAAUAUAAUAUUCGUGGACAAGCUUUUGCUGAAGUGUAGUGUGUCCUUUAACUUUGUUUUUUAAAAGGUACAUUACCUCAGAGGAAAUAAAUGAUAACUAUAAAGAAAAAAGAAA